AUGGCCGGCCUUGGCAAGUCAGCUAGCGCGGGAGCACUGGUCAAUGCAGGAGCCGCGCUCUCGCAUGUGCCCAAGCGCGCCACGCAGCAUGCGCUCUUCCUGGCUUCCUGGGAGGUGCCACCGCCUGCAUUGAAGCCGAGCGAGGCCUCGUCAGGCUCUCGAGCCGUCUACUCAGAGGAGGCGCCAGACCUCAAGACCACGUACCUCCAGGAGAGGCUGUUUCCGGAUUCAGUGUACCGAGAGACAAUUUCCAAGCUGACAGUGCCUGAUCACUACAAGGCUCCCACGCAGCCUAUCAAGCAGGCAGAGCCGCCUGCUAGCUCUGUUGGCCACAGGGGCGCAGCACACUGGUCCUCCACCUACAAAACGGCCCAUGAUGACAACGCCGUGACGGGAGCUGUCUACCACCGUCAGAAUGGUCCGUCCUACCAGGCAGCGAACCCGCCGACAUGCAUUGGAGGUGCAGGAGCCAUCAGUUCCAUGUCAGAGGAUUUCGGAGUCUACGGCUCCGACCCUCGCAGCAAAGUGGAUCCAAUGCUGGACAGAAUUCCCAUCAUGAAGACAGCUUUGACCAGAGGAACGCCCAAGGGCACACUACACAUCCCGGGCUAUCACGGCUUCCUGCCGCUGAACACCAGGAAUCCCUAUGUUGCAAGAGUAGAGAGUGGAGCGACUGUCCGCACCAACGAUAAGUCGCACAUCACGGAUCAGUUUCAUGUCAACACCCUGCACUACGCGGGGCACAAGCCGCUCAGCGUUACCAACGACUUUGGUCGAGUUGACCCAGGAAACCGCUCCAUGAUGAGCCGCAGCUUCAAGGCCAAGCGAAUGUCUUCGUGCACUCGCCAGAAAGUGAUCCGAAGCAGCGCCUUCGCGAAAUCGGCCAAAGCCAUGUCGUACGUUCCCAAACGGGCCGUGCAGCAUUGCAUGUACACACCGCUGCAGGAGCUAAUAGCUCCUUGCCUGAAGCCUGGGCAGAAGGAGCUGGACCCCUGCGGGCUGUACGUCUCCGAGGCCAAGCAGAAAGACACAUCGCGGCUACAGCCAAAGCUGCUGGAGGACAGCCGUAGUGACUCGGAGUAUGUGAAGCAGGUGUGCAGAUCAACUUGCCCGGAGGACUUCAGAACGCCGCGGGGUGCUGUGAGGACCUCUUCCGAUGGCCGGGAAGACACACGAGAAGUUGGCGCUGCCCAUUGGCGUUCUGAGUAUGGCCACAGCUGUGCUGAUGCGUCCAGAAGACCUACCCCUCAGAUGACAGCGCAGCAGAUCCUGGCAAGCCGCAUGCUGCCGACACCACGCAGCUGCAUAAGCAAAGUGCAAGACUUCACAUGCAAUGACGUCGAUUACGGCAGGCACGGCUCCAAUCCAAGAGAGAAGAUCUCACCUUGGGACCGGGAGCUGCCUGUGCUCAAGAGCGAACUGACCGCAGGCAGCACUAAAGGCACUCAUCACAUCCCUGGCUACCAGGGCGUGGUGCCAGUUCAUGGCUUCAGCGAGAAGAACAAGAUCGAGCCCCGGUCUGUGGAUAAGACCAACAUUGUGCAGAUUUUCCACAAGGAAGUGGUGGGCUACGGAGGACACGUGCCGGGAGCUGUCUGCAAUGACUUUGGCGCGCGGCAGCCGACAGAUCUCACCACCUUCGGGCACGACUUCAAACCACAUAAAACAGGUGCACUGCGCUGA
Effrenium voratum is the source of this 1683-nucleotide messenger RNA. NCBI's taxonomy places the organism in Eukaryota, Dinophyceae, Suessiales, Symbiodiniaceae. The record is from the annotation of a GenBank genome assembly.